AUGUCGUACCCUCGUCUUCCCCUGCGCGGCGUUCUGGUUAGGUGUUCUCACCACCCCACCACGUUGCGGGGUGGAUGCAGGCGUUAUCCUAGGAACAUGGAUACUGACUACUGCCUUAGUGACCCGCCCUCGUCCUGCUCUGCUGGCCCUCUCGGAGAGGAUCUGUUCCACUGGCAAGCAACUAUCAUGGGUCCUAGCGACUCGCCAUACUCCGGAGGCGUUUUCUUCCUCAACAUUCACUUCCCUACCGACUACCCCUUCAAGCCCCCAAAGGUCAACUUCACCACUCGUAUCUACCACCCCAACAUCAACUCGAACGGCAGUAUCUGUCUGGACAUCCUGAGGGACCAAUGGAGCCCUGCUCUCACAAUCUCCAAGGUCCUCCUUUCCAUCUGCUCGAUGCUCACAGAUCCCAACCCCGACGACCCGUUGGUGCCCGAGAUCGCCCACGUCUACAAGACUGACCGACCCCGGUACGAGUCGACUGCUCGCGAGUGGACCCGCAAGUACGCUAUCUAA
Molecule: messenger RNA, 519 nt
Organism: Aspergillus chevalieri
Lineage: Eukaryota; Fungi; Ascomycota; Eurotiomycetes; Eurotiales; Aspergillaceae
Gene: UBC4
Product: putative ubiquitin conjugating enzyme (UbcD)
Exons: 4
Coding region: 1-519 (172 amino acids)
Biological process (GO): protein polyubiquitination; ubiquitin-dependent protein catabolic process
Cellular component (GO): nucleus
Molecular function (GO): ubiquitin conjugating enzyme activity
Source: RefSeq, a predicted model, not a curated record